Molecule: messenger RNA, 1994 nt
Organism: Saccostrea echinata
Lineage: Eukaryota; Metazoa; Mollusca; Bivalvia; Ostreida; Ostreidae
Exons: 5
Coding region: 63-635 (190 amino acids)
Source: RefSeq, a predicted model, not a curated record
CUAAAAUAAUACUUUCCUGUUGUAAGAAGCUAGAUAAAUUUAAGUAUCCGGAUGUUUUGUAAAUGUAUAAACAUAAAACACAUCGCGGCGCAGUAUUUUAUUAUAUACCAAACUAUCAUCCCCCGCGCGAUCAAUCUGACCUUCCCAAGGUGACGAGGAUCGAUUAUGUCGUCUGCAUACGUGCGUCUUUCUAUGUAGCUCGAAAAAUUCCGGAAAAUUUGAUUAAUAUUGUAUUGAGUGAAGGGCGAGGAGGAAAACCUGUUGUAAUAAAGGAUUGUGAGGGACUGACACAUCGGGGCCGUCUUUCGAAAGCAAUCAUGCUACUUCCUUGGGAUGUUUUCAAACAUCAUCUAAAGCACCAUCAUGGCACUCUUCCUCUAGCUCUAGUUGUCGGAUUAGGUUCCGCCCUUUCUAUUUCCUACACAGCAUACUGUCUAUACACAAGUCCAGAUAUCAGACUUUGGAGAAGGCAACGGCUACCACGAUACGAACAGGUUGACUCAGCUAAAAGUAAAACAAUAUGGACAAUAAAACCAUUGACUCAAAGGACAGGACCAGCAAAAGAGACGGAAGUUUUAGCACACGAGGCUGUAGGACCUCACCAAUAUCUAUAUGGCGCCGAAAGACAAAACUAGAUGUAACAGAACUGUAGAAGGAUUCACAAUACAUGUAGUUAUAAUGUUGUUAUUUCCGUCUCAUAAUUUUCUGUUUGAGAUGCAUAACAACAUGAAAUAUUUUAUUUAUGUAAAUGAAAUUUACACACAUAUCUUAAAUAGUCGAUUUUAGCAUGUACUUAUAUCUUAUAAAAGGUGCUAAAAAAUGUGUGUAGUUCUUUAAAAUUAGCAUACAAAUUACGUUAGCACAGUGUAAAUCACACUAAAUUAAGAUUUUGUUUUUUCCCAGUUGUUUAAAACAUAUUUCAAGUUCAUAUAUUUUUUCCAGAAAGUUAAUUCUUGCAUUGCUCUGAAGAAAUGUCUUCUUUGAUUAUUAAAUAAUGAAAGAAGGGUUAAUUUUCAGAGAUGUUUAUGGCAUUCAAAGUCGUAUUUCGUAUAUUCUUUAACGAGACACUAUGAAAUUAUACUGCAAGACCUGAAAAAAUAUCACUUUUUGAUUUAAAAAAAAGGAAUCUCUUAAAGAAAAGGAAAUGAAUAAAGAUUAAGUGCAUUAAAAGUAUAUUCGUUGCAAACAAAGCACAAAACGGACACAAAAUCUGUUAAUACAUUUUUAAGUCACAAAAAGAAAAAGAAAUUGUUUCUCAUUAUUCCCCCAACUGUUGUUAUAUGUAUACUCCGAUUCUAUUAACUUUCUGUCAGUUCAAGAAGGCGAAACAGUGAUCAGGGGUUUCAAAUAUGAGAUAUCCAUGGAAAAGACAAUCAUAUAUUCUUGAACUUCUUGGUGGAAAUCUUACAAAUCUUGUACAUUGUUUCGCUGAUGACCAAAUCAUUAGUUAAGUUCGAACUACUAUAAGGAAUUUUUAGUCUUUUGUCUUUAAAGAGGACAUUGUUGAUAAUUCCUUAUGUUGCUUUGCUAGAAGACUAAUCAAGAUGAGGCGAUAAAAGAAAAACCCUAUCCGUCUCGUUUAGUUGCAUUUCAUAUCAAUGUUUGUGUUAUAAUCAGACAAGUGACAAGAAUAAAAAAAAAUACAACUGCACUGUACUAAAAACUGAAAAUCAGUAAUUGAUCAUCAAUGGUUUUUAGUAAUCAGUGAUUGUUUGAACAAGGCCCAUAGGGACAAAUUUCAAUUUUCACAACUAAUCAGAAAUUCUUGAAAAAAAAAUUAAACGUGAUAUGUGAGAAUGCACAGCCUUAAAUAGCUUUCUUAAUAGAACUGUUGGUUAAAUAUAUCUCUUAUGUACCUGCAAAAUUGUAACAUAUCUGAGGGUUGCAUCUUGCAUGUAUCAUUGCCACUGAUGUGGCAAAGUGUGGCAUGUGUUAAAAAUGUUUGUAACUGAUUUGUGGAAUUUAUAUUUAUUUAAAUAAAAUGAAAAAUAAAA